UAUGAACUAUGAUCAUGCCACUGUACUCUAGCCUGGGUGACAGAGCAAGAUCCUGUCUCAAAAAACGAAUGAACGAAAGAACUACAGCAUCCUGGGGCUGCUGCUGAGGGAGACAAGCCCUCUGCCCUGGCAGACAGACGAGUUCACACCUCCAAGAAAGUGGGGAAAAGAGAGAGCAAAGCUGACCCACGCCUGGUCACAGUGCCUGCAUGUGCCACCUGCUCAGAUCACACAGUACAUACAUAUACCAUAUUUUCUGGAUUGUAAAAAUCUUAUGGUAAUAACAGGCUUGGAACAGAAAAACAAAUGAACACAUCAAGGACAUAAGUAUGCAUCAAUUCUAAGACCAGCUCAAACUUAAGAACACUUAAACCUGAAGGGAAUAAAACACUCCUUAUACCCAGGGUUCAGAAUAUACCGCACAGCAACAGGGGGUCUCCGUGCUGUCCACAGUCUCUGCACAGUGCCGGGUAAAUGGGCCACAGUGCCCAGAGAACUCCAUGCCUGCCUCUCUGCAACCCAGCAGACCACACUGGGUGUGCCACACAGGCAUACAGUAUGUGACAGCAAAGGUGCUCCACAGCAGAGCUGUUGUGCUACCUGUCACUCUGCACUGGGAGCACCAAGGGCCACGCUGCACACACAUGCAGCCAGUACACGGCAUGUGUGCUGCAGCACCAGGUGACUGCCUACAUGUCACACCGCAUGCAUGUGUGCCUGUGCUUAAUGCUGCAUGAGGGACUCCCCACUGUUCUACUGAAAAUGUGGCCUUAAAAAUGGCACAUGUCCCUUUCCUCUGAACACUGUGUCCCCUCUGGACAACCUCUGUAGAUCCCACCUUGCUUUAUUUACCAUGAGUGUUUUAGGUUUGGUAUCCCCAGGGCUAGAACCCAUCUCAUCUCCCUUGUCAUUUCCUGAGGGACGUGAUGUCCCAGAGACUCAGUAUCCUGAGAUGAAUCACAGCAGCCUCUCACAAGCUUGUGAGGGUCCAAUGAGGCACAGCAGUGUUCACAGCAGCCCCCUUCAUUGUCAUCAGAAGGAGGAAGCACCCCAGCCAUGAACGAAUGAUAAACAACAUGUGGUCUACAAAUACAGGGGUAGGAAAAUUCAGCUGUAGGAAACUGACACAUGCCGCAACAAUGGAUGAACCUCGAGGACAUUAUGCUAAGUGCAAGAAGCCAGUCACCAAAGGACAAACAUUGCAUAAUUCCACUUAUAAUAAGCUUAGUGUAGUCAUUCAUAGAGACAGAAAGUAGAACAGUGGUUGCUGGGUGCUGUGGGGUGGGGCAAUUGGAGAGUUAUUGUUUCAUGGUUUCAGAGGUUGAGUUUGGGAAGAUGAAAAAGUUCUGGAGACAGAUGGCAGCGAUGGCUGCACAAUCAUGUAUAUGCACUUAAUGACGCUGAGCUGUGCACUUCAAAAUGGUUAAAAGGGUAAAUUUCUUAUUAUGUAUAUUUUUCCACAAUAAAUAAAUAUAAAAUAUUUUAAAUAACAGUUGUAAGGUACUUAGCACCAUCCAGGUGCAUAGUAGGUGCUUAAUGAGCAAUCAGAGGUUGGAGCUGUUAGGGAAAGGCCUUCAGAGGCGAUCCUCCCACCCGCCUCCUUGAUCUCACCAACAAGGAGACUGAACCCUAAGAAAGAAAGCGAUCUAAACAAAGUCAAACACAGCAGCCCUGGGGAUGCUGGAACGUGAUUCCCCAAGCUCACCACAUAUGUUUCCACUCUGGCUUAUCUGUGGUAAUAGGCAGGUGGUAGCAUUUGCUCAAAGCAGAAUGGAGACACACGCUUUCCCACACUGACUCCUACACGUCCACUGGCUCUGGCUUCCAUGCCUGGGUUCCACAGCCUCCCCAUAUCUCUCGCUCUUCCCCACUCCUUUGUCCACCCCAGGUUGGGAGUAGUGCCUUGGGCUGCUGAGACUACGGGAGGCUCCUUUCCAGCCAUCACAGGGGUGAAGCAAAGGUCUCUGGAGAAGAUACAGGCCUCCCCCUAGCAGGUGGGGUAGGAUGGAGGGAAGAGCCUGACUUCAAGAAGAUGCCAGAAUAUUCUUAAGGAGGUCUGCCAAGGCCCCACCACUCUCAAAGGGGAGCCUGGUGUGUCCCCUCACAGAGGAAGCCUAUGUAGCCUUUAUACUCAUUCCCUCGAGAGCUAAAAUUCUUUUUUCCUAAGGAAAAAGUGGAAGGUGGCUGGUUCUUUUCCUGGUUCAAAGGCUCAGGCCAGUUGUGACCCACUAGAGGAGUCAUUUGAAAGUAGGAAAGUGAGACCCAAUUCAGAAGCACGUGGAGACAGCCCGGGUGAUUCCAACUUGGAUGGGUCAAACUACCCAAGACAGAUCUGAGCCCCAAAACUCAGUUAGAUCAGGGACUUCAACAUGGGAGUCAAAAGGGCUAGGUCACCAAUGGGCCAAACUGGCUAAAAUAAGCCUAAACCAGUGAUUAGCUUCAAAGUGGCCAUAGCCCAGAUAUCCCGUUGGUUCACAACACACCUGUUAGGUCUGGUUCAUGCUAAGUUGGAAUACUUUGCUGCAGUCCAGACUGCCUUAAAUUAUCUUAAACCAGAGGAGACCAGCCUGGACAAGUUCAGACCUGCUCAGAUUAGAUCUAGCUGAUUGCAGAGGGAAGAAGGGAACUAACAGUGAUUGAUCACCUAUGCAGCGUCAAGCCCCGAGCUGGGGGUUCUCUCCACAUUUUCUCAUUUAAUCUUCUCGACAGCCUACAGCCCAGUGAGAUGUGCAUAAUUAACCCUCAUUUCCAGAGGUAAAAUAACUUGCAGAAGAUUUUGUAUCUAUUAAGUGGCAGAGCUGUGAUGUAAAUCUCACAGCCGAGGCUGUUUCUAUUUCACUCUGUUUCCUCCCGAUGUGAAAAGAUCCUUAGCAACAGGUAGAGCUGGGGUUUUGGGCUGUAAUGCAGCCUCCUGAAGGGGCAAGAGGGAACUCCGAAAGCAUCCUGAACAUUUAAAUACUUAAAUUCCCAGGAUAGAAACCAGUGGCGGAAUCCAUCACUAUCAUCGUCAACGGUGAUCAUCAUUUCUUGUGGAUUAAUGAGCAACAUCUGGAUGGGAUUCCUGGCAUGGGGCGCAGCUCUGGGACCAUUUGUUCUCCAAACUAAACUUACUUAAAAUGCUUGUUGCCUGAGAAAGGCUCAGGGGAAGCACACUUAUUAUUUUUGAGUGAAUUUCCAGGGAGAGGGGAGUUAUACAAUGUCUAGACGAGUUAUGCCGUCAAGGAGGCAGAAGGCUGUGCCAAGAAACAGAAGACAGGAGGACAUUUGCUCCUUAUUUGGAGAAAGUGCCUUGACCUUGCCUACCCAUUCCUGCCCCAGGGCUCAGAGUUGGCUUUAGUGUUAAUGCAGGGUGGACUUUGGUCUCUCAGGGUCAAGGUCCUCUGAGUGACCAUAAAGAGUGACCUAACUGGUAAGGUCAGACCCAAACGCACAGUUCUUGGGAUAUCCAGGCUUUUCUGAGAUGAGGCUUAGGUGUCAGAGCAAGUCUGUGUGUUCAGUGGCCUGUUGCCCACCCCAGCUCAUGCCUUUCUCUCCAUUGGACAAUUGCAGGGUCUGGAUUGGGGCAGCCCAUACACCCUGUGCUAUAUUUACUUUAGAGUCAGCCGAGCCAGCUGGCCUAUCUGAGAAUUUUCUCCCAUUCAAAAGCUGUGCCCUGGGAUAAAGGGGUUCCUUGGAAGCAGGAUCCCAGUGACAGGGUUGUGAGGGGAAGAGGAGAAAGGAGCUUCUCAGCACCCUCACAGCACUGCCCAUGAAAGACUGUGUCCCAGAAAUCCCCCAUGACUUGGACACCAACCCAGCAACACUUGGACACCAGACUGGUCAUGUACAAUACAGGAGGCCCAGCUAAAUUUAAAUUUUAUAUAAACAACCAAUAAUUUAUAGUUUACCUGGAAGUCAAGUUUAACUAGGAAUCAUGUAUUUUUAUUUUAAACCUGGCGACCCUAAGCUGGUAAAAUGGUCUGUUAGUGUAUGGGUGGGUAAGUUGGUUUUGUCCUUCGAAGCCUUUCAGUUUGUCAUUGGUACAGAUUUAUGCAUUCCGAUGUCUUGAGUCAUAUUCUUUUCAUUGUUCCUUCUCGUAUUUAUUUUUCUAAUCCUUGACCGCCUGCCUUUCUAGUCUCCAAGCUUCCUGCUUUUUCUUUUUCCACUAAAUCUUAUUUAUGUUAAAUCAUUUUUUUCAUGUCUCAUUUCUUAUUUUUUAGAAUCAUUUUGGAAGACUUUGUUGGGCAGAUGUGCAGGUGUAACUGAGGAAGAACAGUCUGCCUUGGCUGGGGAACCAGAAUCCUGGAGCCAAUGUCAACUGGGAAUCACUGGCUAAUGAUUGAGUUUUUAGCAGAGGCAUCCCAUCUUUGUUCAAGCCCAAGUCUUGACAGGGUUCUAGAAUUUUGCCUGUGGUCAUUUGUGAUGUUACUAUCAGGUGGAAUGGUAUACAGAAGAAAAAGGCAUUUCACCAUCCCACUCCUCAUUUCAUUGGCUAUCAGCUCCAAGGAAGUUCCAUUAUUUCUGGUACUGUCAGAGAAAGACGCCAUUACCAGCAGUUCCAGGACACCUAACCAAAGCCACAUCCGCCUGGCCGUUGCCAUGGACAGGGGCUCUGCCUUGAUCCUCUCUCCCACUGACUGCUGGGUGAACCCGAGGAAAAGCCCAACUGCAGGAAUCACAGCGGGUGAGCCCUGGGGUUCCCUCCUUGUGGCAGGUAAGCCAGCCUGUUGGGAAAUUUGAGUGUCUUAGAGACCGUUUCAGCCUUGUGUCCUCUCACUUUGCAGGCUGGUGUCAAGACUGCUAAUGACCUCCAGGUCCCAAGUCUCUUGUUGCUUGGUGACAAAGUUUCACAGUUGAGAAGGAGAAGCUGGGACUAGCAGGUUUUUCAUGAUUUUUCCUCACACUGGUCACUAUCCAAUCAGAACAACCAACUUCUAACACUCCCUUACUAAAAGAACAUGGCUAAGAGUGAGAAAGGCCCCAAGGGCAAGAUCACCCUCAAGGUGGCCAAGAAUUGCAUCAAAAUCACUUCUGAUGGGAAAAAGCGCCUUGACUUGAGCAAGAUGGGAAUUACCACCUUCCCCAAGUGUAUUCUGCGCCUCAAUGACGUGGACGAGCUGGACCUUAGCCGGAAUCUGAUCAGGAAGAUCCCUGACUCCAUCUCCAAGUUCCAGAACCUCCGGUGGCUGGACCUGCACAGCAACUAUAUAGACAAGCUGCCUGAGUCCAUUGGCCAGAUGACCAGCCUGCUCUACCUCAACGUCAGCAACAACCAGCUGACCAGCAACGGGCUGCCCGUGGAGCUGAAGCAACUAAAGAACAUCCGCACUGUGAACCUAGGCUUGAACCACCUGGACAGUGUGCCCACCACGCUGGGGGCCCUGAAGGAGCUCCAUGAGGUAGGGCUCCAUGAUAACCUACUGAAAAACAUCCCCGUAAGCAUCUCUAAGCUCCCCAAGCUGAAAAAGCUCAACAUAAAGCGGAACCCCUUUCCAAAGCCAGACGAGUCGGAAACGUUCAUAGACUCCAUCAGGAGGCCGGAGAACUUGUAUGUGGUGGAGGAGAAGGAUCUGUGUGCGGCUUGCCUGAGAAAAUGCCAAAACGCCCGGGACAAGCUGAAUAGAAUCAAGAACAUGGCCAUGACGACACCGAGAAAGACUAUCUUUCCCAAUCUGAUCUCACCCAAUUCUAUGGCCAAGGACUCCUGAGAAGACUGGAAGUGACUUGGACCCUGACCCUGAGGCAGAAGGGAAAGAGAGAGGGAGGGAAGAGGGCAGUGGGCUGCAUCCACAGGAAACCAAGGGCUCUCCUGUGGCUGCAGCAGCUCUUUCAGCCAAGCCCAUAAAACUCCUUUCUUUACUUCCUCAGCACGUGAUUGUAUUGAUUGAAGGGCUUUUGGUUCCUUACCAUUCCACACAUUUCUUCCUCCUCUGCACACACACUCACAAGUACAGGCACAGUGAGUCAGGAAGGGGCUGUCCAUGUCCAUCCUACUCUUACCCCCAGAUCUCUCUUGUUUACCGCUGUGGCCUAGGCAGUUAAUGCCCCCACACACUCACUAUCGCUGGCAUUUCAGAACCCACCACCAGCUCCCAAAUGUGAAGUUUAUUCAGUGGAAAUGUUUUGGGUCUGGGCUUCAAAGCCAAGGAAUCUCAGAGUAUGAGUUUGUAAGAAAGUAGAUGAGCACUUCGUGUUGGGUAGGGGACAGAGGUGGGCCACAGAAACGGGCAGGUUUUAUUAUUAAGGCAUCAAUAGGCAGAUAGCUUCCUGGGCCCAAAGCAAUGUUUUCUCUCUGAACUGAGCUUGCACAACUUGCUCUAGGAGCUUUCUUGGCUAAAUCUGCAGACCUCUGACUGGCUGUGAAUGAAUGAAGUUAUACUACCAUCCUAUUACAUUCAGUGUUCUUUCAGACCCUCAUGGGAGGAAGGAAAGAAUGGUGGCAAGUAUGGAUUGGUGCAUUCAAUAAAUCAACACCUUACUCCGCACUGUGCUAGGUGCAGGGGCCGUGUCCCUUUGGAGAAAGCUUGGCUUGCCUGGUGCAAGCUGGUGGAGAGAGUAACUGAAAUGAGAUGGGGCAGAGCACCAUUGUCUGAGGCAUUCAGGAGAUCCCAGUCGUGGAUGUGCAGGGCUGGCUUGGCAGAGAGAAAAGGCAAAGAUUCUGAGGUUGGACAGAUCUAGGUCCAUGGCAACUCUGCUUCUGACUUGGCAUCCCCUUGGGCACCUAAUAUAGCUUUGGUUCCCUCACUCGUGAAGUGGAAAUAAUGCUAUACCUAACUCCAAGGGUUCUGUGCCUCUAAAACAGGCAGCACAUGGAGAACAUACUCAGCAGAAGCCAGUUCUCUUCUAGAACCAUAACUUGGUUCAUUGCAAAGCUGAAAUA
This is a messenger RNA of Cercocebus atys (sooty mangabey), 6859 nucleotides long. It is a transcript of the gene LRRC18, whose product is annotated as leucine rich repeat containing 18. The transcript has 4 exons. The record is from RefSeq and is a predicted model, not a curated record. Lineage: Eukaryota; Metazoa; Chordata; Mammalia; Primates; Cercopithecidae. Gene Ontology annotation, molecular function: protein binding. Bases 4938 to 5687 code for a protein of 249 amino acids.